Didymodactylos carnosus is the source of this 330-nucleotide messenger RNA. Lineage: Eukaryota; Metazoa; Rotifera; Eurotatoria; Philodinida; Philodinidae. The record is from the annotation of a GenBank genome assembly.
AUGCCACCCAGUAAAAGAAAAGCACGUAAUCGUAAUUUAUUGAGCAAGAGAUGGUGUACUGGUAAUCUUUUUGAUAAACCACCGCAGCAACAAUCAUCCUCAAGUGAAGACGAAGAAUUUAUUAAUCUACAACCGGAUAUCAUCGGCUUUACCAACAAGCAAAUUUCAACAGACAUCGGUGACUUAUAUACGUUAUGUGCACAACAAUGUCAUCCAAAAUUUUUAAGUACCAUGAUCUAUAUGAUUUUGAGACAUUUAAAUUUAUCAUGGAGAGACACUGAUCAAUUUUUAAGUUCAUUUGGAACAAUAGGCAUCCUAACGUUACUAUAA